UCAUCAUUUCCCCAUUCACUGGGAACGUUUUCAAAAUGAAAGUCUACAUCUUCCUAGUGCUGAUUUCUCUGACUGCGCUCUGCCAGGCGGCGGGCCGUGGGCCUAGCCAUAGUGUCACAUGGGGCUCACGCUCCUUCCGGGACAUGCAUCUUCGGCGUGAGAUCGUCACGCAAAAGUCCUCGCUUUGGCGCGUUGUCACAAGCGAUUAUGUCUUCAAUCAGAAUCAGAAACUGGCACGAACCAUUACCCAAAUCGUGAUCACCGACCAGGUGCGCGAUGGGCAGGGCGGCUAUGCCUAUUUGACGGCAGGUGGCCCACAGUCCACCUACGCGAAGAUCCACUUCAAGAGUCAGCGGAACAAGGGCUUCAGCUUCAUCGUGGAUAUCUAUGGCCUUUAAUCCGGCAUUGAGCGCUUACUCUUAAUUAUACACGUAUCGUAGCUGCACUCUCAUUGUUUUGACUGUUUGUUUAUGGCCUGUGAAUAUUUACCCAAUAUUUAUACUGCACUGCCGAUGGGUUUGUUUAGACAGUUGCUGCAUGCAUAUGCAUUCGUAGGACUCGUAUUUCAUGUCGGUUUAUCCUACAUUUAUUAUGUGCAUACAACAUUUGAAUAUACAAUUUACAAGAGUCAAA
Molecule: messenger RNA, 633 nt
Organism: Drosophila subobscura
Lineage: Eukaryota; Metazoa; Arthropoda; Insecta; Diptera; Drosophilidae
Product: probable salivary secreted peptide
Exons: 2
Coding region: 36-398 (120 amino acids)
Source: RefSeq, a predicted model, not a curated record